Molecule: messenger RNA, 918 nt
Organism: Penicillium subrubescens
Lineage: Eukaryota; Fungi; Ascomycota; Eurotiomycetes; Eurotiales; Aspergillaceae
Exons: 1
Coding region: 1-918 (305 amino acids)
Source: RefSeq, a predicted model, not a curated record
AUGGCUACCCCGGAGAUCACACCGAUGAACAGCCCAAGCUCCAGUCCCAGCACAUUCGCUAGCAUGAGCCCUACCAUUAUCCCGAGCCUCUUGCGAACUGAAGCAUGUUCUCCCAAACCGUUUGUGACCGCAAAUUCACCAAAAUCUCCUAUAGGCCCCAGCAAAACCGAGGAAGAACCUGCCACCUCUAACUCCGAUCCUGAAUUGAUACCCUUCGAGGUACAGUUUGAACACUGCCUGAAACUCGGCUACCCAGAUCAGGAUUACUACUCAAAUCGCUACAAAAAUCGACUACCUUCUGGCUACUGGCUUGCAAAUGACAUCUCGCUCGAUCACGUCGUUGAAAACAUUCCCAUCGUUGGCUACGUGAACGAGUACGACCAGCCGAUCCCAUCUCUCGAAGGACCCGACAUUCAUUUGACCCUGGCUACCAUUGACUUGAUCACCCGUAUUGGAGAGGAGAAUGACCAGAUAGCAAUGCUGGACCUGGGACAGGUGUUUCAUCUACACGGCCCCCGGAAAGGUCAACUCCACGACGCGUAUGCCUGGAUCGCCCUCCGAGGAAACGAAGGAGACAGAUUUGUCAUGUCUCGACGCGCACGGAACCACCUCGUCCCGAACUGGAAGACCCUGAUCAAGGACUGGGAAGAAUUCGACGAGACUAUUACGGACCCCUGCCACGAAGUUCGGAAGAUUGCUGAACGGGCCAGCUACCAAGCGGUCCAUUCCAUUCGAGCUCUCUGUGGUGAGAGAGGUAUUAAUCUGGAUCACAUUAUUGAAGAAAUCGUGAAGAAUAAUAACAAGGACCACCCUGCUGCUGAACUCAUCCCAUCCUUCCAUAAGACACUAGUCGCCGUCUUUGCAUUUGAAGACGCCAUUGAGGAGAUGCAGACGGUUGUCGACAAGAUAGACUGGUGA